GAGCAAGAGGCGGCGGAGGCGGGCGAAGAGUCGGCCGGGAGCGAGACGGAAAAUUAGAGACUGAACCAGUCGCCCUCGUGCUUUUCGUUUCCCCGUCAUUCAAACCGCGCUCCAGACAAACUCCGACGGCAGAUGUCUGGCGCCGCGACCCGAUUGUCGUGUCGUUAGCGGAAUUCUCGCGGGAUCUUCACAGUGCGUCCCGUUCCGCGUCUCCUGGAAAGUGAUCGCGCAGCUUCCACCGAUCCUCUUCAAGGUCGGCGGAUAUUUCAAGAUUCCCAACGAUCGGUUCGCCCGCAACGCGCAACAGUUCCAUUCGAAUUACUUCUAUCGAGUAAUUUCAAGAGAAUUCCUCGUUGACGAGAACUGGACAAUGCUUAGAGGCAUCAAUCGGAAAGUCGUUGGUCGGUUGAAUCGCUUCCGCCGACAUUUUUCCGCGGUAUCGGCGUGAAUAAGGUGUGACCGUGUGCCUCUUCGGUGAUCGGAAUACGGAUUCAGUGAGGACUCGAAAAACGAAUCGAAUCCUAUUGUUCUGUUUGUCGAUAGAAUAGAGAACAAAUUUUUAGAGAGUUUGCUCGAGGGUGCGAGAUGGUUCGGUGUUUUCGAGACAUUGCCUCAGUGUUCCAUUGACAACGGCCACGUGGAUUUGAAUGGAGUGCCGAGGAAAAGGCGGCCGUGGGGAGCGUGAAACUUCAAGGGACUCGAAGGAACGUCCUCGAACCGCGGUUUUGUUGCCGGAAGAGUAAAGGAGGAUCAUUGUAGUAGGUUCGGCCGGGAUUCGUCAGUGAUCCGAAACUCGCGGCCGGAGCGCGUCGUUCCUUUCCUCGCGUUCUCCAGUUUCUCCGGGGCUGAACGUGGUCCGGCGCUAUUAUUGCAGUGCCGCCUAAAUAUAGGUGAGAGCGCACGCUUGACGCAAAUCGAAAACACCACCUAUAAACGCGCGUUCGACUUUUUUCUUUGGACAUCGACGACGCGUCCCGCGCAUUUCAACGACGCUUCCGUUUCACUUUCGAGACCAGUGGCCCCGGUUACCAUCGGCGCCAUGAAGGGACCCGUGUGCUGGAUCUUGCUCUCUGUUUGCAUCAUCGGUGGGAUCGAUGCACUGCUCGACGAAUAUAAAAUCCCUGAGCCACUUCUGGACUACAAUGGAGCAAAGAGAUUUCACUGUCCACCAAGGGGCAACAAACAGCCACCAAACAGGCAGGACACUUCAUUAAGACUGAAACAAUUACGAUCAGAAAUGGUCCGCAUUGCUUCUAUCCAAGGACCACCUCUGAAUGGAUAUAUUGUCACUUCAGACGAUGCACAUCAGACAGUGAACUACGUUAGUCACGGCCAUGGGGGGCCGUUGGAGAGCGAAUCGCUGGAUCCACGAGAUAUGAGAAGAGAAUUCAUCACCGGAUUCUAUGGCAGUGCCGGAGAGGCUGUUAUUACGUUGAACAAGGCUGUGUUUUGGACUGAUGGGAGAUAUCACGAUCAAGCUGACCAACAGCUUGAUUGCAAUUGGAUACUUAUGAAACGUGGCAGAGAAAACGUACCCACGCUAACAGAAUGGCUGAAACACGAAUUUCAAAGCAACCUUUCAGUACGUAUUGGCGCUGAUCCAACGUUAGUUUCCGCCGUCGACUGGGAAACUUGGGAAGAGAAAUUAGCGAAUUCACCCGUAAAAUUGGUUCCUGUCCGUAACAACCUGGUGGACUUGAUCUGGCAGGUCGGCCGACCGAAUUACAAUCCGCACGCGGCUUAUCCGCUGCUGGACAAGUACGCCGGAAAAGCCUGGCAGGAAAAGGUCCAGUUGGUCCGUGCGGAAAUGGAAGCGUCGAACGCCGACGCGUUCGUCGUCACCGCGCUCGACGAGAUAGCCUGGCUAUUCAAUAUUCGCGGAUACGACCUGCCCAACACGCCCGUGUUACGGGCGUACGCUGUCGUUACCCUGGGUUCGAUCCACCUGUACACGCCGCGGCAGAAAAUUCUGCGCUCCGUCGAGGUGCAUUUGAAGAUGGACUAUUGCAACCACGAGAACUGCGUGAACUGGCAUAAUUACACGUCCAUUUGGUACGAUUUGCGAACUAUGUCUCAAGCGUGGAACACCGUGUGGCUGCCGACGCAGUGCGGUUAUACUCCAGGCGCCUCCAUGGAAGUAUUCAAUUCUAUCCCAUCGGAGAAACGUUUACCGAAACCUUCACCGGUGGUGAAUCUUCGAGCACAAAAGAAUCCAGUCGAGGUGGAGGGUAUGCGAAGAUCUCACCUGAGGGACGCUGUGGCGAUGUGCGAUUUUUUAGCGUACAUGGAGGAGCAGUACGAAUUGAACUCGGAUGGUUGGGACGAGAUGCAGGUGGCCAGGUUGGCGAACGAGUUCCGUUACGAGCAGGACAACAAUAAGGGCAUCUCGUUUCCGACCAUCGCUGGGUAUGGGCCUCAUGCAGCGAUUCCCCAUUACGAACCCAACAAUCUCACGAAUAUCAUGAUCGGGAAGACGUCCACCUUAGUGGUGGACUCUGGAGGUCAAUAUUUAGAUGGAACAACCGAUAUAACGAGGACCCUCCAUUUCGGAAUUCCAACUGAGGAGCAAAAGAAAGCGUACACCAGGGUCUUAAUUGGAGCGAUACAAUUAUCAUCCAUGGUAUUCCCGAGUACCUUAAAGUCCAGUCACCUGGAUGUUGUCGCAAGAUCUCCAUUAUGGAAUGUCGGUUAUGAUUACUUGCAUGGAACUGGCCACGGGAUCGGUCACUUCCUGUCUGUACACGAAUCACCUAUUAGCAUAUCCUACAUGCAAGUUGCAACAUCAGACGAAGGAUGCGGGCCAAUUGAACUGCGGCCAGGAUAUUUUUUGUCCAACGAACCAGGAUACUACAAGAAAGGCGAUUUCGGCGUGCGAUUGGAGAACAUCCUCGAGGUCGUAGAAGCGAGUAAACCGGGAGACACGGAAACAUUUCUAAAAUUCAGAGACGCAACUCUGGUACCAUACGAGCCGAAAUUGAUUGACACUAGCAUGUUGACUCCAUCCCACAAAUGGUGGUUAAAUAAUUAUAAUCGUCGAAUUCGGGACGAAGUUGGGCCAGAAUUAAAAAGGAGACUUAAAAUGAACGCUUUCGACUGGUUGCUGAGAAAAACUGCAGUCAUUCCGGAGUCGAGUCCGGUCGAUAAGGGAUUACUUUUCGGCCACUCUCACUCGUCACCUUCCACGUUUAAACAAUUCCAUGUGUUAGUUCUCGUUGUCUUCAUCUAUCAUGCACUACCUAGUCUUUCCUAUAUAUGGAGUUAAUUAAAAGGAGGGAAAGCAUUAGUUUGUGAAAUUUUAGCGAGUGAAAAUAAAUGGAUCAAUUUUAAGUUAUUUGUAUAAUAAAUAGUUUAUUUGAAAUGUUAUAUUUAUAUAAAUAUAAAGAUGUAUUACAUCAUCUUUUAUCGCGACUAGUGGUUAUUUGUUUUUAAAUUUUCAUAAUUUGUACUGUGUAAUAUAAAUGGAAAUGGGUAUACAUAGCAAUUAGAAAUUGUAAACAACCAUAUUGUCAUGCGAUCAUUUGUGUAAUUAUAUUUUUUUGUAAAUACGUAUAAUUUAUUUAUUCGUUACAUAAUUAUUCAAUUAUCUAUACAACACUUAAAUGAAAUAUACAAUAAAUUACAAUAUAAUUACUUUUCUUUUAAUAGCGGAGGGUCAGAUGUUUGAUCUUCUUCAAAUAUUGUACUCAAUGAAAUAGGAAUCACAAAAUAUUUCAAAAUAUUUUCUGAAACAAAACACAAUGUAACACUAUUAAAAUAU
Molecule: messenger RNA, 3757 nt
Organism: Nomia melanderi (Alkali bee)
Lineage: Eukaryota; Metazoa; Arthropoda; Insecta; Hymenoptera; Halictidae
Product: xaa-Pro aminopeptidase 1
Molecular function (GO): metalloaminopeptidase activity
Source: RefSeq, a predicted model, not a curated record